Molecule: messenger RNA, 935 nt
Organism: Psammomys obesus (fat sand rat)
Lineage: Eukaryota; Metazoa; Chordata; Mammalia; Rodentia; Muridae
Gene: Lin37
Product: lin-37 DREAM MuvB core complex component
Exons: 7
Coding region: 154-894 (246 amino acids)
Biological process (GO): negative regulation of transcription by RNA polymerase II
Cellular component (GO): transcription repressor complex; Myb complex
Source: RefSeq, a predicted model, not a curated record
GUGGCGGCCAAGGCUGUCGCGGCUGGACAGUGCUCAGGCCGGAGGACCAGUGGUGCCCAGACUUACCUUUGACCUUUUCCUUCCCGCCUUGGCUUGUGAACUCCGCCUCCUCUCAGUUUUUCUGAUCCAGGAAAUCAGACCUGGACCCAAAUCAUGUUCCCGGUAAAGGUAAAAGUGGAGAAAUCAGAGAUGGAGAUGGCCAAAGCCCGGAACCAGCUGGAUGCCGUUCUUCAGUGUCUGCUGGAGAAGAGUCACAUGGACAGGGAACGCCUGGAUGAGGAAGCUGGGAAAACCCCCUCGGAUACACACAACAAGGACUGCGCCAUUGCGGCCACUGGCAAAAGGCCAUCUGCCCGCUUCCCCCACCAGCGGAGGAAGAAGAGGCGGGAGAUGGACGAUGGGCUGGCUGAGGGGGGUCCUCAGAGAUCCAACACAUAUGUGAUCAAGCUGUUCGACCGGAGUGUGGACUUGGCCCAGUUCAGCGAGAACACACCACUGUACCCCAUCUGCCGUGCCUGGAUGCGCAACAGCCCCACAGUGCGAGAGCGGGAGCGGUCCCCCAGCUCACCACUGCCCCCUCUGCCUGAGGAUGAAGAGGGUUCAGAGGUCAUCAAUAGCAAAAGCCGCGAUGUGUACAAGCUGCCUCCGCCCACAGCCCCUGGACCUCUUGGAGAGGGCUGCAGAUCACGAAUUCCGUCCCCACUGCAGCCUGAGACCCAGGGCACCCCUGAAGACGAGCCCUCUGAGCCCGAGCCUUCGCCCUCCACACUCAUCUAUCGGAACAUGCAACGCUGGAAGCGCAUUCGCCAGAGGUGGAAAGAGGCGUCUCAUCGGAACCAGCUUCGCUACUCCGAGAGCAUGAAGAUCCUGCGGGAGAUGUAUGAUCGGCAGUGAUGGUCCCGGUCCCCUCCCCAAUAAACCUGCCCCCAGCCACA